This is a messenger RNA of Dreissena polymorpha, 3011 nucleotides long. RefSeq names its product succinate dehydrogenase [ubiquinone] flavoprotein subunit, mitochondrial-like. The record is from RefSeq and is a predicted model, not a curated record. The coding region runs from base 94 to 2094 and encodes 666 amino acids. NCBI's taxonomy places the organism in Eukaryota, Metazoa, Mollusca, Bivalvia, Myida, Dreissenidae. The transcript has 15 exons. Gene Ontology annotation, biological process: tricarboxylic acid cycle; mitochondrial electron transport, succinate to ubiquinone. Gene Ontology annotation, molecular function: succinate dehydrogenase (quinone) activity; electron transfer activity; flavin adenine dinucleotide binding.
UUAUACUGUUUUGCACAACAAAUUCAUUUGUAUGAUUGGGUUGUCUCCGUAUACAACCAACGCGCAUGCGCGAAUUUAAUAUCCGUAAACAUAAUGGCGAGCCUGCUGAAGUUGACGACGAGUGCGGUACAAAAAUCGGUGCUGCAGAAUGUUGUGCAGCCAACAGCAGUUGGGAGCAAGAGCUUUUCAUUCAAAGUCUUUGGACAAAAUCAUACAGCUGCCAAGGGUGCUAAAACAGGUGGACAGAUUUCAAGAGACUACCCAGUCAUUGACCACACAUACGAUGCUGUAGUUGUUGGUGCUGGCGGUGCCGGCCUCAGGGCAGCAUUCGGCCUGGCCAAUGAGGGAUUCAAGACUGCAUGCAUCACAAAACUCUUCCCAACACGGUCACACACGGUGGCAGCACAGGGUGGUAUCAAUGCUGCGCUGGGUCACAUGGAGGAAGAUGACUGGCGGUGGCAUUUCUACGACACUGUGAAGGGCUCAGACUGGUUGGGCGACCAGGAUGCCAUACACUACAUGUGUGAGGAGGCACCCAAGGCAGUCAUUGAGUUGGAGAACUAUGGAAUGCCAUUCAGUCGGCUGGAGAAUGGCAAGAUCUACCAGCGCGCGUUUGGAGGUCAGAGUCUUAAGUACGGUAAGGGAGGCCAGGCCCACAGGUGCUGUGCUGUUGCUGAUAGGACUGGCCACUCCCUGCUGCACACGCUCUAUGGACGGUCCCUGAAGUACGACACCCACUACUUCAUUGAGUACUUCGCCCUGGAUCUGAUCAUGGAGGAGGGAGAGUGUCGCGGAGUUAUUGCCCUUAACUUGGAGGACGGCACCAUCCACCGCUUCAAGUCCAAGAACACCAUCCUGGCCACUGGUGGUUAUGGUCGGACCUAUUUCUCCUGCACCUCAGCCCACACAUGCACUGGGGACGGUACUGCUAUGGUCGCCCGGGCAGGGCUGCCCAAUGAGGACAUGGAGUUCGUGCAAUUCCAUCCAACAGGUAUCUACGGGGCAGGGUGUUUGAUCACAGAGGGUUGCCGUGGUGAGGGAGCUAUCCUGCUGAACUCAGAGGGAGAGCGCUACAUGGAGAGGUACGCACCCACGGCCAAGGACCUAGCGUCCAGAGAUGUCGUCUCCAGGGCAUCCACCAUUGAAAUCAGGGAGGGACGUGGAGUUGGCCCCUUGAAGGACCACGUGUACCUCCAGCUCUCCCACCUGCCCGCGGAGGUUCUCAAGACUCGCCUCCCUGGAAUCUCUGAGACCGCUAUGAUCUUCGCUGGUGUGGAUGUGACCCGCGACCCCAUACCUGUGUUACCCACGGUCCACUAUAACAUGGGAGGUGUUCCCACAAACUACAAAGGACAGGCCAUCACCUACGACCCCAAGUCUAAGAAGGACACAGUAAUAGGGGGCCUGUACGCUGCAGGGGAGGUGGCAUGUGCGAGUGUCCAUGGAGCCAACAGGCUGGGCGCUAACUCCCUGCUGGACCUGGUAGUGUUUGGCCGAGGCUGCGCAAACACAAUCAUUGCGGAAAACAAGCCUGGGGAGGCGAUCGGCAAAGUGAAGGAGAACGCAGGCGAGGAGUCAGUAGCCAACCUGGACAAGCUACGGUUCUCCAACGGGGCCGUGCCGACCUCUGACCUGCGCUUGCGUCUCCAGAAGGUCAUGCAGAACCAUGCAGCCGUGUUCAGGGACGGACCCACGCUGACGGCCGGAGUCAAGAAGAUGUAUGAACUCAACGAUGAAAUGAAGGACAUCAAGCUGUCAGACCGAGGCAUGAUCUGGAACUCUGACCUGAUAGAGGCCAUGGAGCUGCAGAACCUCAUGGUGAACGCACUGCAGACCAUCGUGUCUGCCGAGGCCAGGACAGAGAGUCGAGGUGCACACUCCAGGGAGGACUUCAAGAAACGUUUAGACGAGAUUGACUACAGUAAGCCUGCAGCAGGUCAGACACCUCUACCAAUGGAGAAACACUGGCGUAAACACACCCUGUCAUACUCUGAUGCAAACAACAAGACGACCCUUGAGUACCGGCCUGUGAUAGACCACACCCUGGAUGAGAAGGAUUGCCCCAGUGUGGUGCCUGCUGUCAGGUCUUACUAGACCCUCUCAUGUAAACAGGAAAGAUCCCUGUUCAGCUGUGGACACAGCUUUUGGAAGAUACAAGUUUACUUGUUUGUGCUAAGAUGGAAUUAUGUUAACGAGUGUGAUGAACAAUAACCUGUUAAUGUCACUGAACUGACAGUGUUGUUUCGAAAUAUUCAUUAUAAAGAAUCAUAGCUAGCUAUCACAAAAGUUGGCAUUAAUAGUAAAUAAUUAGUUUCGCUUUGUUAGGACUGUUAGUUCGUGUUAUGUGAGUAAAUAACUUUAUUCAAACAGUUGAAUUAAAUGAAUAUCUUAUGAAGCAAUUCAUAAUUGUUUCUGAGUAUCAAUUAUUUAUUUGAUUGAAAACUGAUCGUGAUGGUAAAUAUUUCUGAUUUUUGUUUGAAAGAUGCCUCUCUGUUAUAAAUGAUAUUGUGGUGAAAUAUGACUACACGUUUAAUCUGAUUUCACAAUCGCACAUUAUCGGCCCUUUCCGUCAAACAUCGGAUAAGUACCUCGAAGGAGAUAGUAUGAAUACACAUUUCGGAAGCGGUAUUGCGGUCUACCUACGCGGGCCUACGCGAAUCAAAAUUACAUAGUUAAAACAAACAUGGCCGGUUUUUCGAGUUGUUUACAUUUUGCAAAGAUGAAAAUGGGGAUUUUCUAUGCUCUGAAGCCAGAGCAAGUACAAACUCUACAGGAAUUAUGGACGCCGUCGUUGUUAUUGUUUUUGUUGUUGUAACAUUCUUAGAAUGGUAUCACGUGGGCGGACUACUUUCAACCCGUAUUUCUCCCGAGUCCGAUUAUGAUAAUCUGCGAGGGGUACCGAAUGCUGAUUUCACUGUUAAAUUAUAAAGGUUUAUCAAAGAAUUCAUAUGUAACAAUGUAACUGUUUAUUUAAUUUUUAUUUGUAAUGUUGAUUAAAUGUUUGAUAUUAA